This is a messenger RNA of Tuber aestivum (summer truffle), 2243 nucleotides long. The record is from the annotation of a GenBank genome assembly. Lineage: Eukaryota; Fungi; Ascomycota; Pezizomycetes; Pezizales; Tuberaceae.
ACCAUCAUCACCACUACCGCCGCAUCAUAACCCACAAUCUAGCCCGCCACGCUGCCACAAAUAGGGAUGCUACUAACAAGUUACAGCGUCUCGGCGGCAUUUGCGCUGUUGCUAUCGCUCGCAAUCUGGCAAUUCGAGCCCUUUAAAAAGCCCUCAAGAAUAACAUGCUACCAGCGUAUUGACACUCUAUCUCCAACCAACGAUUCGUUCACCUGCAUUCAGGCGUCCGACCGGAGCGGGCAGGUUCUCCACCUUUUUAACCAUAGCGGCUACAGCGAUAGUAAUGGCUUAGAGGCUUGGGAUAUGAAUGCUGGCUAUGUGAUUCCGGGGUUGUGGGAUGGGCAUGGACAUGUUUUGCAGUAUGGGGAGAUGUUGAGCGGUGUCAAGCUUUAUGGAGCGGAGAGUGUUGACGGUAUGAACUACGACUCAACAUUUUUUUUUCUUUUUCUUUUUUGUUCCUUUCCCCUGAUACUAUACUAAUUGUGGUUUUAGCAAUCAGAACGAGAAUUAAAGAAUACCAGAAAAAGAAUCCCACGCAUGGGGGUAAGGCAAGGUGGAUCCGGGGGAUCGGGUGGGAUCAGAUGUAUUUUGGCGGCAUUAUGCCGAUUGCCGUACCUAUUCUCCCGGUUGGCAAUGUAGGGUUUGUUUACUGGUACUUACAAGGUGGUACGUGCCAUUAUGUGCACGGGCGAUGAUAUCUAGGAACAACUCAGCCAAGAUCCGGAGCUGUCUGGGCUGUAUAUCAUGCUGGACAGAGUUGAUGGUCACUGUGUUUGGGUUUCCGGUUUGUCUACCUUAUAACUCCCCUCCGCUCCCCUCCCUCCUUUUUCACUAGCUAAAGGAUUAAUAUCAUGUUUGCGGGGCAGAACCGGUUCUCAACCUCCUCCCAGCCCCAUUCCCGGAGAUCCCCGGCGGUGAGGUGAUCACCAACCCGGGCGUCGGGGUGUUCUGUGAUAACGCUAUGGACCCUGUAUUCAGUGCCUGGCCACGUCCCGGACGCGAUGAGAAGAUUGGAUUUCUGGAGGAUGCGAUGAAGUCACUGCAUUCUGUCGGCAUUGUUGGGAUACAUGAUGCGGGUGUGCUCCCAGCCGAUGUGGAAAUGCUUAAUGAGUAGGGCUCAUUCACAUUCUGAUUUCUGGUGCGGAGGGGAUUUUCUGACGGGUUGUAGUCUUGCGGAUGCGGGGAGAUUGACGCUAAGGUUCUACGCAAUGCUGGAGUGUCCUGUUCGGAAUACAAUCUGUGGGAGUAAAGUAAGAAUGGUCCAUCGCGAGGAUGGGAAAUUGAGCGUGCGGUCUGUUAAGCUAUUUGCCGGUAUGUGCUCUGUGGGGUGUGGAAUUACCUGCGCAAAGCCGACUAAGGACAUGACAGAUGGAGCCCUUGGAUCCUGGGGUGCCGCCCUCUUAUCGCCGUACUCUGACAGACCCAACGCGACCGGCACCAUGCUAAUCGAAGAAGAAGACCUCUACUCCAUUGCGAAGGGAUGGGACAAUCUGGGUUACCAGGUGAACAUCCACGCCAUUGGUGACCGCGCGAACCGGGCCGCCAUAACAGCCUUCGAGAACAUCCUAAAACUCUUCUGCCCUCGAAGCUCCUACCAUGAAGCCUGCAGCCUGCGAGAACUGCAAGGCGAAAAGCGCUUUAGAAUAGAGCAUGCGCAGAUAAUUUCCCCAGAAGACCAGGAGAGACUGGUCAAUAUGGGAAUUAUCCCCUCUAUACAACCUACCCAUGCCACUAGCGACAUGGCAUACGCCCUCGCCCGCAUCGGCCCCGAGCGUCUUACCAGGAGCGCAUAUCGGAUGAAGUCGUUCUAUGACGCCGGUCUACCAGUAAUUUUGGGCUCAGAUUUUCCUGUUGAACCGCCUUCUCCCUUCGCGGGUAUCUACGCCGCAAUGACCAGACGUUCGCCGGGAGGCGGUAGCUCGGAGAACGAUACCUGCCCGGAAUGCGGCUGGUACCCUGAAGAGAAAAUUACACUCCAGGAAGCACUGGGCGGAUUUGGCGUAAAUGUAGCGUGGGGUGGGUUCAUGGAUGACAAGGGGGUUGGGGAACUGAAGGUGGGUGGGUGGGCGGAUUGGAUUGUGCUCGAUAAGGAUAUUUGGGCGGUGGGCGAGGAGGGGAUUAGAGAUGUGAAGGUCCUUGAGACUUGGGUUGCUGGAAAGAGGGUUUGGGCUGCCGAUGAGCGGUCGGUGAGGCCAGGCUCGUGGUGGAGGAGGGCGUGGCAGAGAGGUAUACUGGGUGAAUAG